UUGUGGAGGGGAGAACCCACCGCUCUCUCUCUUUCUCUCUCCAAAAACUCGCACUUUCUCUCUCUAAAAAAACACACACAGACGGACGCACUCUCUCUCUAGAAAAAAACUCUCUGAAUACUCUCUCUCUCUGCGAAUUUUCCUUGUUUGGCUUUGAUCGUUGAUUUUGAGGAAGAGAGAGGCGGCGAUUUUGGCGGUCGGCGGGGAGAGAAUGGGAAUCGCGGCGGUUUCGCUAGAGUGACGGUGCGGGUGAUGAUGGAUGUAUGGAAUUCGAUGCUGGAAUUCCGAUGUCCCUUGCGGCAGUGACCGAGCUGAGGGAGCUGUCACCGUCGUUUAGCCAAGAUGCAAUUUGGCAAAUGAAUUUGAGAUCAAGUGAAACAAUGGAAUCUGGGACCUAUCCUGAGCGUCCUGGAGAACCAGAUUGUUCGUAUUAUAUCAGAACAGGCCUCUGCAGAUUUGGGGCAACCUGUCGCUUCAAUCAUCCACCAAACAGGAAGUUGCCGGAUUGUUCUGGUUGUUGGCAGGCUAUUGCUACUGCAAGGAUGAAGGGUGAGUUCCCAGAAAGAAUAGGACAACCUGAAUGUCAGUACUACCUAAAGACGGGUACUUGCAAGUUUGGAGCGACAUGCAAGUUUCAUCAUCCAAGAGACAAAGCAGGGAUUGCUGGAAGAGUGUCAUUAAAUAUUUUAGGAUAUCCGCUUCGUCCGAAUGAGAUGGAAUGUGCAUAUUAUUUAAGAACUGGGCAAUGCAAGUUUGGGAGCACUUGUAAAUUCCACCAUCCACAGCCAACUAAUAUGAUGGUUUCAAUGCGUGGUUCCCCUGUUUAUCCUACUGUCCAAUCUCCAACCACUCCUGGUCAACAAUCAUAUAUUGGAGGGAUUACAAACUGGUCGAGAGCGUCUUUUAUUCCUAGUCCGCGAUGGCAAGGUUCCUCAAGUUAUGCACCUAUGAUUCUUCCUCAGGGAGUGGUAUCAGUUCCAGGCUGGAAUACCUACAGUGGUCAGCUGGGGUCAGUUUCUUCCCCAGAGAGACAGCAACCAUCAGGUAGUAGUCAGAUUUAUGGAACUUCACGUCAAAGUGAUCCGGCAAAUACAGGAUCUCAAGGGACACUUUCUCCAUAUCGUUCCGGCUCUAUACCUGUUGGUUUCUAUGCCUUACAGAGGGAAAAUGUAUUUCCUGAGAGAACAGGCCAGCCUGAGUGCCAGUUUUACAUGAAAACAGGAGAUUGUAAGUUUGGGGCAGUCUGUAAAUUUCAUCAUCCUAGAGAGAGACUAAUUCCUGCACCAGACUGUCUCCUGAGUCCAAUGGGCCUUCCUUUACGCCCGGGAGAACCUUUGUGCAUCUUCUAUUCUCGUUAUGGUAUCUGCAAGUUUGGUCCAAGUUGCAAGUUUGACCAUCCGAUGGGAAUUUUCACUAUUAAUCUCUCUGCAACAUCUUCAACCGAUACCCCAGUGCGGCGUUUGUUGGGGUCAUCAUCAGGAACCACUGCAUUAAAUUUAUCUUCUGAAGGACUUGUUGAAGCAGGAUCAACAAAUCCUCGGAGACUUUCACUAUCAGAGACCAGACAGAUGCCUUCUGGCGAUGAUAAUAAUACUGAUACAGAGGACUGAAACCUGCUCUCAAGAAAGGAGCCAUUUACGUUUGCAAAUCUUUUGGGAGCUGAACAGAAGUUAUGUAAAUUCAUUUCCAAUUAUUGGAGAUGUACAGAGUUCAUAUAAAGUCAACCCGGUUCUUCUGAAAAUGUGUUUCAGUUGACAUACUCGAUUUACUGAAUUUUUCUUAUCUCUGCAUUGUAUAAAAAGUAUGCAAAUAUUGUCACAUUGGUAAAAUCCAAUGUGAACAUUUUCAUCUAUUCCAAAA
Messenger RNA from Morus notabilis, 1860 nucleotides. RefSeq names its product zinc finger CCCH domain-containing protein ZFN-like. NCBI's taxonomy places the organism in Eukaryota, Viridiplantae, Streptophyta, Magnoliopsida, Rosales, Moraceae. The transcript has 7 exons. Gene Ontology annotation, molecular function: metal ion binding; mRNA binding. The record is from RefSeq and is a predicted model, not a curated record. The coding region runs from base 264 to 1610 and encodes 448 amino acids.